Phanerochaete carnosa HHB-10118-sp is the source of this 177-nucleotide messenger RNA. RefSeq lists its product as uncharacterized. The transcript has 2 exons. Lineage: Eukaryota; Fungi; Basidiomycota; Agaricomycetes; Polyporales; Phanerochaetaceae. The record is from RefSeq and is a predicted model, not a curated record. Bases 1 to 177 code for a protein of 58 amino acids.
AUGCCGGAUGGGAGGUUCCUGCAGCCGGCGCUAUUUGGUCUCGGUGAGGAAGACCUUGAGUGGGCGUUGCGUACGCGAAAUGAAAAGGAACCGAAAGCCGAGAGUUCGAAGUGGAGCAAAGAAUCAGUACAAGGAGUUCGAAGUGGAGCGAGGAAUCAGUACAAGGGGUCGCACUGA